Saccharomyces paradoxus is the source of this 471-nucleotide messenger RNA. RefSeq names its product histone acetyltransferase (gene HPA2). Gene Ontology annotation, cellular component: cytoplasm. Gene Ontology annotation, molecular function: N-acetyltransferase activity. Gene Ontology annotation, biological process: protein acetylation. The record is from RefSeq and is a predicted model, not a curated record. The coding region runs from base 1 to 471 and encodes 156 amino acids. The transcript has a single exon. NCBI's taxonomy places the organism in Eukaryota, Fungi, Ascomycota, Saccharomycetes, Saccharomycetales, Saccharomycetaceae.
AUGUCCAACAUUAGCGAAGAUAACAUUAUCAUAAGGCUUGUAACCGAAAACGAUAAGGAGGGUUGGCAGCGGCUCUGGAAAUCCUAUCAAAAAUUUUAUGAAGUUUCGUUUCCCAAUGACUUAGACGAUUUCAAUUUCAGCAGGUUCCUAGAUCCUAACAUUAAAAUGUGGGCAGCUGUGGCUGUCGAGAGUUCGAGUGGAAAAAUUAUCGGCAUGAUAAACUUUUUCUGCCAUAUGACUACCUGGGAUUUCAAGGACAAGGUAUACAUCAACGACCUCUAUGUUGAUGAGGGUUCUAGAGUCAAAGGCACGGGAGGCAGACUAAUUGAGUUUGUCUACGAUGAAGCUGAUAAACUGGGCACGCCAAGUGUGUAUUGGUGUACGGAUGAAUCAAACCAUAGAGCACAGUUGCUAUACACCAAGAUCGGCUAUAAAGCUCCAAAAAUUAUGUACAAGAGGAAGGGAUAUUGA